GGCGGCCUGGAUGCGUCUGUUCGCUUUCUUCUGCCUUCUCCUGGGCCUGGGGCCGCCUGGCGGGGCCCAAAUGCCCGGUGACGGCGGCGCUUUCAGCCCCGGGCAGACGGGCGGCGAUGGCGUCUCGGCGGCCCAACACCGCAGGUAUCCCCGGUAAUAAUACUCCGCACGGGGACAAUAAUACUCCACAGCGGCAGUACUAAUGGAGAGAAAAGACAAUACUACUCCACGGCGACAGUAAUAACGGAGGGAAAAGACAAUACUCCGCAGGGGCAGUAAUAACGGAGAGAAAAGACAAUACUACUCCGCAGGUAUCUAUUGUAUGAUGUGAAUCCACCUGAGGGAUUUAAUCUUCGGCGGGAUGUCUAUCUCCGUAUGGCAUGCUUGACAAAGACACUGCUGAAAAGUGAAGAUUGGGUGCUGGUUCUCCCUCCCUGGGGGCAUCUCUACCACUGGCAGAGCAAAGGUCUUGAACAAGUUCGCAUCCCCUGGUCUGCAUUUUUUGACGUGCCAAGCCUGAAUAAGAACAUCCCCGUCAUUGAAUAUGAACAGUUCAUUGCAGAGUCUGGCGGUCCCUUCAUACAGCAAAUCUAUGUUCUGCAAGGAUAUGCAGAAGGCUGGACAGAGGGCCACUGGGAAGAAAAGGUGGAUGAACGGCUUUGCAUCGAGGAUCUCGCCUACAGGAACGACAGACAGGGAUUUUACAGGGGUUGGUUUUGGGGCUAUGAUGAGACGAGAGGCCUCAGUGUUGCCUGCGUGUCUGUGCAGGGCUCAGCUUCUAUCAUGGUGCCAGUUCUUCUGAAAAACACCACAGCACAGUCUAUAAUGUUAGACAGAGCAGAAAACCUCCUUCAUGACCAUUAUGCAGACAAAAGUUACUGGGAUGCUCGGAGAAGCAUGGUGUUCGCGAAACAUUUACGUAUUGUCGGGGAUGAAUUCAGGGCAACGUACCUCAAUUCUACGGAUGAGCUAGACAAGACUGUUUACGAUGAGGAUUGGACAAGGAUGAAGGUGAAGUUGGGCACGGCCAGGGGAGGUCCAUACUUGGGCGUGCACCUGAGGAGAAAGGACUUUAUUUGGGGCCACAGGAAGGAUGUACCCAGCAUUAAGGGAACUGCCAAGAAGAUUCACAGCCUCAUGAAAGAGCUGAAAUUGGACAAAGUGUUUGUGGCGACAGACACCAAUGAAGACGAGCUGAUGGAGCUGAAAAGCCUUCUCCCAAAGAUGAUACGAUUUGAACCGACCCAGGAGGAGCUACGACUAUACAAAGACGGGGGCAUCGCAAUUAUUGACCAGUGGAUCUGUGCUCAUGCCAGGUACUUCAUCGGAACAUCAGUGUCAACAUUUUCAUUCCGUAUCCACGAAGAACGGGAGAUUCUCGGCUUCGAACCCAAAACCACUUACAACAGGUUCUGUGGUGAUGAAGAGAAGGAGUGCGAGCAGCCCACACACUGGAAGAUUGUGUACUGAACGGGAUGGGUGCACAGUGUCACAGCAAUAAGUCCGCCGUGAAGUGAUCGGAGCUACCAUACACAGUUUUGGACGGACAUCAUUCUUUACAGGAGGUCUUGUCUACAAUUCAACCAAUUGUUUGAAACUAUAUUUUCCUUUUUGGCCCCAUCAGAAUACACCAUCGUCAUGCUGCUCUCUGUUGCUGAGGAAUCAAGUGUCUCAAAGGCAAACAUUCCCAGAAGGGGCUUAUGUUAGAUAGGGAUUGUGAGGUGGUUUGCCCUUGCUGGUGGACAGGCAAACAGUAGAUUAUUUCCAAAGUAGCAGCACUUUUCCCCCCUUUCUCCCACUGGAAAUUGGGAGCGUUCAGUGGGGUGUAGUGAAGCUCAACAGAACUUGUUCCAUUAAAAGGGUAAGACGAGGAAAUUCAGCAUAGGUGCAAGAAGCAGCUUCAUGUCUCCUCUCUUGUCCUCCUUCUGUAAGGCAGCUCCCAGGAAUGAUUAUACAAACAGGAGAACGUUACUGCCAGGCAACAUGUUCCUCUGCCAGUUCCAUAUCCUUCCUGUGGCAAAGCCCUAGUGCAGCACUGAUGAACUCAAUUACAACCUUUAGGCUUUAAAGAUACAAAGGACAUGUUUUACAAAUGUCAGCUUACCUAUACAGUAUUAAGAUCAGAGACACUACCUGCUAAGUGCAGUUGCUGAUUUAAUCUGGUUGACGGUGCCUGCAGUGGCCAAUGAAACUGACCCCCAAGUGCCCGCUCUGAGUUCACCAGAGCCUGCCAUUCUCUUUGUGCCUGAUAAAGGAAAGAGUUUGAGCUUUGGUUACCAUUCCCAAUCCCGAUAGAUGUCAUUCAUUGAGUUUUAAACACCAAUGUCUGAGCAUUAGAUUACAUUUUCUUGGGCCCAAGUUCAUUAGAAUUUUCAUUGUUCAGUUUUGCAUUGUUUGUGAUUCUCGGGCAUUCAUGUAGAGAACUAUUCCCCAACAAAAAUUCAUCUCUGGCGCAUUCCAAAACAGGUUCAAUCCUUUGUCUCUCCAGUUUCCCUUUAAGCCAAGUAUGACCUACGAACACCAUGUUUGAGGUAAUAUUCUGAAUUAAGAGGGUGAAGACUGACUGGGCCAGGAGCCUGAUUCACACAGCCUUGACCACAGAGGGAAGGUGACCUUGGUACAGUUGCAUUAAAACCACAGAAACACCUGCCUACUUUGGCACUGACCAUCUCCCAGAAAGGAGUGGUAACUCUGAACUGCUGAAAUCUAUUUAACAGAACCUGCCUGGCCUGUUAGAAAUUGUCAAACACUAAGUAUUUUAUACUUUCAUUGUAUAAAUCAUGGGAUAUUAUACACCACUUUAUAUUGUAGAGUAUAAUAUUUACAGUGCUUUAUUAUUUGGAGUUUUAUUUUAGAUGGAUUCUACUCAUUUGUAGGAGGCAAUGUUUUGCUGUUGCUGGCUACCCUUGAGCUGAUUGUGAUUGUAUUUAAUGGAAAGCAUUGUUGAGGCAGGUGUGUGUUUAAAAAAAAAUAAAAACACUAUUGAAAUGCA
Molecule: messenger RNA, 2992 nt
Organism: Carcharodon carcharias (great white shark)
Lineage: Eukaryota; Metazoa; Chordata; Chondrichthyes; Lamniformes; Lamnidae
Gene: pofut2
Product: protein O-fucosyltransferase 2
Exons: 9
Coding region: 376-1470 (364 amino acids)
Biological process (GO): protein O-linked glycosylation via fucose
Molecular function (GO): peptide-O-fucosyltransferase activity
Source: RefSeq, a predicted model, not a curated record